Messenger RNA from Biomphalaria glabrata, 1277 nucleotides. RefSeq lists its product as uncharacterized. The transcript has 19 exons. The record is from RefSeq and is a predicted model, not a curated record. The annotation marks the transcript as partial. NCBI's taxonomy places the organism in Eukaryota, Metazoa, Mollusca, Gastropoda, Planorbidae.
GUAUUGUUGUUAGAUAAAUAAUUUACAGAUAAAUAACUUGAUGUAUAAUUUGGUUAUACAUUAUUGCUUUUGAGAUCUAAAUCCAAAAUGAGUUCCAGAGAAGGUUUAUGUUUUCCAUGUUACAAAUGUUGCCUUAAAAAUUCAGCAAAAGAAGAAGAAACAGAAAGAGAAGAAGAUAGAGAAGGUUUACUAGAUAGACCUGAAAACACAUCGGUAGAGAUACCUGCUGGAUCAGCAGAAGGAAAUUCUUCACACAUUUCUAACCUUACAGUAGAUAAUUCCGGAUCAAUUACAGGAAAUGAAACUGGUGGUCCAGCUAAUAUUCAUGAGUUGAAUGAGAUUUUAAAAAAGAAAAUAAGAUAUAUUUUCCGAGAAUAUAUAACUUCAACAAAUAUUCUGUACGUGUUUCAUAAAUAUAAUGUGGCUGUUCUUAAUGAAUCAGAUAUAAUUGAUGUAAAAUAUAAAAUGAAAAGACACGGACCUAUUGAGGGAGCUAAUUUACUACUAGACAGACUUGUUGUAUACAAAGGAUGGUUUCAUUGUUUGAUACAAGUUUUGAAAGAUCCAAAAGUUAGAUUAUUACCUGCAGCAGAACAGUUGGAGAAAAUACAAGAUGAACUAUGCAUCAAAUAUCCUCAAUGCAUCAAGCUAACGGAGGAUGUUAGUGCAGGUGAAUCGUUGAUAACUGCAGAUAAUCCAAAUAAAGAUAAAGGGCAAAAUAGAAAUACAAGAUACAUCCCUUCGGAAGUUAAUAUCUUUCAAGAAAUAAUUGCUGAAGCAAGGCAAGAUAAUAAAAUAAUGGUGGAAGAGAUAAUAAGACUUAACGACUUAAAAACUGAAUUACAUCAGUCAUUAAAGUCAAAGGAUAUCCAAGUUGAGAAAAUGGCUAAUGGGAAUGAGGAACUAACUUUACAAUUGCUAAAAAGCCGAGAAGAAACACAAACGUUGAUGCAGCAAAUAGACUAUUUAAGUUUAAUGUUGCAAGCAAGUCAUGAAGAAAUAGAAAAGUUGGAACAACUAAAAGAUCUAGUUUGUGACUCCUGCAAAAGAAAAAGAGAAAUAAAACUGAGUAUUGAAGACAAUGAUAAACAAAAUACAGUGCAGAGGAAUGUACAGUCUAAAAAGUUGGAUAAUUGGUGGAAACUGGUAUUUCAAUUAUUUCCUCCAAUCCUAUUUCUACUUUUUCUGCCUGAAUUGUCUAUCCUCCUGAUGAGGACCCGUCAGAAACCACUGAAACAAGAACAAAUAGUCAAAGUAAUGAUUAAUUUUUUUUUGAG